Anastrepha ludens (Mexican fruit fly) is the source of this 8676-nucleotide messenger RNA. Its product is annotated as GATA zinc finger domain-containing protein 10-like. The transcript is spliced from 6 exons. Bases 5575 to 6948 code for a protein of 457 amino acids. The record is from RefSeq and is a predicted model, not a curated record. NCBI's taxonomy places the organism in Eukaryota, Metazoa, Arthropoda, Insecta, Diptera, Tephritidae.
UAACUCAUAAUAAGCCAAUUGCUGGGUUCUUCAACACACACAACAUCAUUUUUUCCGGCAACCGAUUUUUCCUAAUUAUUUAACUACAACCAUACAACAACAAUAAUAAUUAAUAAAAAUUGUACUAUAACUAAAUAAUAUAUACGAAUAAAAUUUAAUAAAUGAAUACAACAAGACAACAACAAAUACAAAAGCAUAAUGCAGCAGCAACAAGAAAAAAUAGUAACAGAAAAAAGUAAAACCAAACUAAGCAACUUAACAGAGAAUGCAAUUUUUUCAAGAAACCUAAAUGCAAUAGAAAAGUCCACAAACAACAAUAGCUUCAAAGCAACAUAAAAUCAUGAAAUAACAGCUGUCUAACAGCAACCAAAAAUAUCAGCAGCGGCAGCAGACUACAGCAAACAGAAAAAAUUAAUAAAUUUUUCCAAAUGUCAUCAUAAUUUAAACUAAAUGCAAUAGACCGUCAAAUGUUUUAACAAAAUUUUGCAUAAACAGGCAAUAGAACUCCAGAACAACCACUCUUAAGUUAUGUAACCCAAUAGAAUGGACAAAUAGUUUUAGUUUGAAAAAAAAAAAAUUAUAAAUUGAUACCUAAUAUAUUUUGAAAGCGGAAAAAGACAAGCUAUGAAGCAACAGCAAAAGUGUGAAAAGUUAUAAGAAACCGUGCAAAAUUUGGCCUUAAAGCAACUAAAUUAAAAAUGAAACUAAACUUAAAAAAAUAUAUUUAAAUUUAAAAAAACGAAAAACCUAGUAUAAAAGUAAACAAAUUAAAAAAAUCGAGAAUUAACAUAUUUUAAGAGAAGUCGCAUAUCACGCAAAGUUCUAAAUUUAAACGAAACGGCUAAUGCGUGGCAACGUUAGUUCAAAUUAAAAUUUCGUAGCAAUUUAAAAAGCAACUAAACGAAAUAAAUAAAUAACUUUGGUAACAAAAAGUACAAAAAGAAAUUUUUUGCAACGUCAUUAAGCCCUCUCACUGGCACGAGCGCAUCUACACUAAAAAUAAAAGGAAAAUAAAUGUAACAAGUAGAAUUUUGGAUUUUAUAUAUAAAACCUAAAAGUUAAAAUUCGAGCAGGAGCAGCAAAAAGCGUACACAGUGUUUUAAUUAGAAAAAGUUUCAAACAUAUUUUCAUGUCUAAUCAUUAAAAAAAUUAAUAACACCAAUAAAAUGUUAGCGAAAAUAUUAUGUAACUAAAUUUUGGUUAGCUAAGCUAGAGUUUUGAAAUCUCCACAGAGACCACAAAAAAUUAAUAAAGUGUUGUCAGGCCGAAAACUGCUACUUGGAAACAAAUAAGUUUUCACAUAAUGCCAAAGCUUAUGCGUAAAACAACUGGAGGUAGGCAAUUACGUAUAUAAACUGUUAUUGCGUGAGUUACUCAACUCAGUUUUAAUCGCUGGUGAAAUAUUCAAUGCAUAAAUAACUUAAAAAAACGGAGCCCCUAAUGUAUUAAAAAACGCAUAAUCCCCACACAACAUUUCCAAAAAUACAAAUGGAGUAAUAUAAAAAACCGUGCGAAAUGCUUACACUUUCACACAAACAAGCAUAUCAAGGAUAAUUAAGCAGACACGCAAGCAAUAGAGGCGAAUGAAAAAUAAAUAAAAAAACAACUACACUUAUUUCAAUAAAGUCGUCACAAAUGGCAACAAAACAGCUUCAAUUCAACAAUAAAUACGUAAGUGAAAACAAAUGUUCGAGGAAAGCGAUUCUCACAAACAAUGACAGUAUGCCCACACAAAAUAGGAAAAAUCUGUAAUUUCAUAUGAUGAUGUAAAAGUAUAUAGCUUCAAACAUACAUAAAAGGAACAAAAUGCAAAAUAACUACCAUGAAUAACAUUUACUUAAAACUUUAAAUUUAAAAAUAACAUAAAAAAUAAAAAUAAAGUAAAAAGUUAAACCAAAAUCCAUUAUCAUCAAAUAAUAGAUAAACCACUUUAAAUAAAGUGUUAUUAAUUUCGCUCAAGCACAAACUUUAGUAGUAGGAAAUAAAAAAAUAAUCUAAAAGAACAGUUUAAAACUGUUAAUAUGAAUAUGUCAAUAUCCAGUAAAUACUCAUCACAUAUAUUUUUGUAAAAAAAAAAUUAGUAUAGAAAAUAUAUAUUAGUAAUAAUAGAAACAAGUAGAAAAAAAAUUCGCAGAAACACUGAUUGAAUAUACACUAACACAAUUUCUAUAACUUCUUCAACUUGAUAGAAAUUUCGUUUAGUGCGGGCGAUAUUCAAGCGAAACAAAAAUUUGUGAUCAACCGAAAUUCGUAAAUUUUUCAAAAUUCAUCGUAAUGUAAUUGAGAGAAAACACACUGACACCGGCACAUACAGUUUUAAAUACCAUUUACCAUACAGCUAGCAUUUGCUAAAUUAUACAAAAAAAAGAAUAAGCAGCAACUGAAAAACAAAUAAAAUAAGCAAAACACAAAACAGCAGUCACAAUUACAGGGAUCAGGGUAGCAAGCAAAAAAAAUCGCGCCUACUAACCACUUAACACUCUUAUAAACACACUCACACAUAUUAUACUCUUAGAAAGUUAAAAUAAAAGAAAACAUACUUUAUUUCAUUGUUUUAAUAUUUAAAAAUAAAAUAAAAAAAUACAAAAUCAUAAAAAAACACAAAUCUGUACAAAGACGCUAAAAUAACAGGACUAGGGGGAAAAAAACUUAAGUAACAAACUCGGUUCUUAAACACAUACGUACACCUAGUAUACUUGCAUUUUAAUAUUGAAAUUUCUGAUUCAACUUAAACUUAUGUGAGAUUUUUAUAAAGACAGCAUAACAAAAAAAGUAAUGGAAAGAACGCGAAUUAAGUAAUAUAAGUUUUUAGUGAUUAAAUAAAAAAGUUAGCACGAGAUGAAUACAUCAUUUCUGGUAUAAAAAAUACGUAAAUAAGAAUCUUAGCUUACUUUAACUCCAUCUGAAUGUUUACGGCGAUCAAGAAAUGUUAUUAUGCCAACUUAAGCGGCGCAGAAAGUAGGCUACAAUUUUAGUUAAAAGCUAAUAUUUUUCACAAUUUGCAAACAGUACCAAAACACUAUAAACAAUAAAAUGAUGUAUGCAAAUCUAAGUAAUAGAAUAUAAUAUAAUUCAAUAAAAUAUAAUAUAUCAGAACAUAACAUAGUAUACAUAACAUGAAGUCAACGCUAGUAAUUAAAGCGAAAUUUAGUGCGCAAAACCAAAAACUCUGAAAUAGUGCGCGACAUAAUAUAAAAUAGUUGUGAACUAAAAUCAUACAUAUAUAAAAUAGAUGCAUAAAUAUUUAAGCACCCGAAGAAAGUUCCACCUGAAAUCAAAAUCAAAACAAAAAACACAGAAUUUUAUACUACAAAAAAACAAGACUGACAUAUGAAAUAAAACAUGUUGACCAAAAAUUAAACAGACAAUUUGUUGAACAUGAAAAUUAACAAAAACCUAAAACGACUACUGCAAAAAAACCAAAUUAAGCUUCAAGAAGGCCAUAGUAAUUCGCCAAGUGAUAAUUUUGGGCUACAAGCACGUAUACCCACAGAUAGUGCAGUGUAAUUAGGCGGAGAUAUCAAAUAUAUAAACAUAGAUGGGUUAUCAAGUAUCACAAAACCAUAAACAUAUAUGCAUACAUACAUAUGUAAGCGUAUACGCAAAUCGUCAAUAUGCAACGAAUGAGUUGAGUAAAAAACAUGGUAAAGGAAAAUAAUAAUAGAAGAAAAAAAAGUAAAAUAACAACACACAAAUAUCCAAAAAAUUAAAUAAAAAUAAAUAGCCCAUAGAAUAUAUGACCCACAUUCAUAACCUAAAGUAAAUAUUAAAACGCAAAAAUCGACGAAUAAUAGAAAACACUUCAGAAUUGAAAGAAGUAUGGUCUACACGGAAAGCAGAUAAGCAGAAAGUAGUAAAACAAUUGAAAACUUUUCUAUUCCCAAAUUGAAAACAAGGAUUAACAUGAAAUUGAAACGCGACUGGGAAACGUGGUGCCUUAGCUUCGCCUUUAUUUAAUGACACAAAAAAAAUCACAUAAACACACGAAGCAUGCAAAAUUAAGAACAUAGAAAAACAGUUAUUUAAAGAAUUUUAAGGUCAGCGUUCCAAAAUUAACAACAGCAUGAUUAAAAUUUUAGAAAAAUGAGCUCACUAGCGUAAAUACAAAAAACAAACAAUUAGACAAAAAAAAAAAAAACAAAAAAUAAAAAAAAUAACAACCUGGAAAAAAACUUCAAUGCCGUUGUCGUAGUAUAAAGAACAAAAAAAAAAGAAAGGGCUGUUGAAAAAGAUUCGACAAACAGCACGCUUAAUUCAAGCAAAUACAAUACCGCGCUUUUAACGAAAACCAUUCGAAUCAGUUGGGGUUCCUUCAUUACAAAUAAUCGGAAUCACCUAAUUACCUAGAAAAAUGACAGGAGAACGGCUCAUCAUGUACAGUAUGACGAGGAUGCUUUCCCAAGAAAUCGACAUGUUCAGUAAAAUUAAACAGAAAACUAUCCAGCGAGUAAACGGAGUGGAACUCUCAAACGGAAGAGAAGUGCACGAAAAUUAAUUAAUAUCCAACAUAACAACGCUAUUAUAUGUUGAGAAAAAAUAUUGAGGAAAUAACACGAAGCUCAAAUUUUAAGUAGAAAAGUGUCCAGCUAAUAUCAGACUAAUCAUAAAUCGAAAUAAUCUUUAGAACGUAGCUUAAACAUGAAAGAAUAUAUAAAUGAAGCGAAAUUAAAGCAACGAAAAUAAUUCAUUACCCAAAGGAGACAUUAAUCAUCAGCGACGUCCAUAAGGUCAAAUACUAAUCGGAAUAACUACAAUAACUUAAACCACAUUAAAAACCAAAACCUAUAUUAAAAUAUAAAAAAAAACCGCAAAACAGUUAUAAAAAAUGUAAAGUGAGUUAGUGAAAAGGCGAGUACUUCAUGUCAAGCGUCAAUGCAAACCAACAAUUUAGUAAGAAAUAUCACCAACAAAGCAUUAAUCCGCGAUUUGGGAAACCACUUGCUUAACUAUUUAGUGCCAAAUUGUCUAAAACCAAGAGCAUCCUGCAAAAGCCAAAUAUCCGAUUUUUGCACGGAUCCCAAGUAAGUGUUCUCAGCUACGAGUGUGUGUGCCACAGCAACAGCCACACUGGGUCAAAUAGCUCAGCAACAACUGCUUGGCUCGCACACGUACACGGUGGAUCAGUGGCUGUUGCAGCAACUAAAACUAGCAAUAGAAGCAAAUUUCGAAUAUCGUGCCACUGCAGCCAAUGUAGCCGCCGAGGAGCAAGCGGCGGUGGCGGCGGCGGCAGUAGCAAUACAACUACAAAGAUUAAAGGUAGCAAAAGUAACCACAACAACGGCAAAAGUAAAAACGGCAAAAACAUCCGACGCAAAAACACCAACAAAGGCGGUCGCGGGUACAUCAGAUAAAGCGAAGAGUAGCGGUUGCAAUAACGGUUUCAGCUAUACCUCGAACAACGCUGAAAAGGCGGUAAUAGCAACGGGAGCAUCAACAGCGGUGGCAGACGAAGUUGCCAUCGCUCAGCUUCAGAUACCGACUCUGAAAAUUAAUUCCCUUGGGGAAGGCAUUCUAUCGAAUGCACUCCAUAUACCGCCGGUGGCAUCCACUUUGGCCGCUGUUUUGCACGCGCAAAUGACAACCGCCGUACAGCAGCAGCAACACCAACAACAGCUAAUCCAACUUCAUCCGCACCAUCAGCAGCACUUGCAUCCCCAUCAGCAGCAGGAACCGCUACAAGUGCUCUCGCAUCAACACCAGCAAAAACAAAAGCUACAGGAAGAAGGUGAACAAGAACAGCAAGAACUGUUCCAACUACGCACAGAAAUUGUCAAAAUGGAUUCUGACUUUUGGCAACAGGCGCGUGGCCCCUUCGGUCUACAUGCCGCCGCCGCACUCGCGACCAACCAGUUGCACCACCACCAUCAUCACCAACAAUCGCCGCAGCAGCAGCAGCCAAACCCAGCGCAGCAACAGCACAUACAGCAAACGCACCACAUCCAACAAUCAUCGCAUUUGCCUGGGGUAGUGGCAGUGAAUUCAGAGCAACUACAACAGUCGCCACAGACGGUUCCGGUGCUGCCACCAAAUGAGCAGCACCAGCAAAAUCAUCAUUUGUUAUUCAAUGCGGCUGCAGCAGCAGCAGCUGCCGUGCACCUAAGUGGUGUUGUAAAGUCAAACGAACUACAGAACAUUUCCAGCGAUUUAAUUGUAGAAGGUGGUUCCAGCGUUGUCCCAAACUCCAGCUGCAGUACAAACGACAUCAUAGCCGCAGGUAGCAACAGAAGUGGCAACAGUACUAGCAGUUGCCAUAAUACCGCACCCGCCAGAGAUUGUCUUGCUAUUAGCGUGAAGCAAGAAGUGCAGACGGCGGUCGUAGCCGCCGCAGUGUCAGCGAACAAUCAUCACCUGCAGCAGCAACAACAACAACAACAGAAAUACCAGCCGAAUGUACACAAUGCCAUAGAUGCGCUACAGCAGCUCCAACAUCAACUGCAACAGCAGCACGAGUUGACGCCGCGCGCCAGUGGUGGCGAUGAAACUGACGCGUUCAGCAACCAGUUGGAAGUGCAACAAGUAAGCGUCGAACAGCAACAUGUAACAAAUGCGCAUCAACAACCACCACAGCCCCAGCAAUCACAGCCGCAUCAUAACACACACCCACAUCAACCACAACAACAGCAGCCAUCGCAAUCUCAGUCGCAGCAGUUGCGACAAUCAAAUGGGCAACAGCAACAACAACGCGAUUCGGGUGCAGGCCCAAGCAGCCCGUUGCGCAUGCAUAUUAGCAGCGUCACUGCGUUGGUACCCUCGCAAUCGCCUCAAUCACUGACACCGUCCGGGGGCAGCUCAACGCCCGACAUUAAGUACAACAGCGAGAAGUUGGUAAACGAAAUACAGCUACAAUUAUCCCGCUCAAACAGCGCCGCCGCCAUCAGUGAACGCACUUUAGAAGAAUGUUGGUCGACACUGCAACGUGUGAGUUGGCAUCUCUUCCGUUGUGUAUAGUACUCUUCCACGUUAAAAACACGCAUACACAUUAACACAAGCACAUAUGUAUAUAUUCAUACACGUAUGCAUAUAGUAUACUUACAUCUAUGUAUGUAGAUGUGUUGGAACAUGAAAAUUAAAUUUGAAAUAGUAAAAAAUUAAAAUCAAAAUAUCUAACAAACGAAACGAAGCAUUGAAAGCUUAGCAUUUUUAAAACAAAUGUUAUGCUUGUAUACCGAAUUGUUUGCUAAAAUUUUAUAUUAUGGUGAAUAAUUCAUCGGGAAUUGUAGAUUUAAGUGAAAGUCAACAAAACGCAUCCAAUACCUUAAAAUUCACUUGUGGUCCGGCAUUUAGCAUUUUAGUCGUAUGAAAACAAGAGCUAGAAUCGGAAUGAUUCUAGCAUGCCUUUUUCUUUCGGUAGUCUUAUUUCUAUUGAUUAUUACAUUCGUCACUCUUUUUUUCAAUAUAUGUACAUUAUUGACCACUGUCUCUGCAAUAUAUGCAAUAUAGCCAAUAACCUCGCCGGAUUUAGCAAGAUGAUCAAAGGGUUGUGCCACCAAAAUUAAAUAAUUUACAUAUUACCCUGAUCCCUUGAACUCCAUUCUUAGUCAUGUUCUCUGAUGUAUUUCAUGUAUUUAAAGUAAAGUUUAUGCACAUAUAGAAGAAUAUAUAAUGUUUAAAAAUAUUCUAGUGGUUAUUAAUUGUUUACCAAUUUCGCUUUUGAGAAUAUUACAGGCAACGUGCUUUGUUCUUGCUUGCCUUUGAAGUAUCUGUAUAAAAUUAAACUACAUUAAAUGCUUAUAAUAUCUUAAGUCCAACUUUGAUUUGUCAAACUGGUUUCAGUGGUCAUGAAAAAUAUUAUAAUCAAGCCAAAGUACAGCCGAUCACCUAAAUUAAAUAUAUUCUAAAUAGAAAAUAUCAAUAUAUUUUAAAUUUAUAUAUUUUUUAUCAUUGCCAUUUUAAUUUUUAUGACCUUGUUUAAAAAGAAACAAAAAAAAAAAUCCAAGGAAGGCAUUUGUAACAUAUUUUAAUUUAUUGUACAUUUUUUAUGCUUCAACACAUACGAAACAAAUGGAAUCAUUUAAAGGAAGUAUUCAUAUUGGUAAACUAAAGUUUAAUUUGCUUACAUAUGCAUGUGUGUAAAAUUCUCCAAACUCUUCGCCUCUCGAAUAUGACACCCUUUUCUGGCCAGUGGUUAGCACAGCAAACUUAGGUUUUCACAUUUUUUCCACAAUUUUUCUGCUUGCUAUCAUCGACAUAUUUUUUACCUGUACACUCAUUUGGCGCUAUUUUUCUCUUUGAAGCAUGAACUAACAGUUUUUAUAUCUGAAUACCCCGACUUUUUUGCGCUAUUUAUAACUUUGCCACUGGAGUCAGGUUCCAUUCAGGCAAAACCGGCAAAUUCCUACUAAUGUGCAAGGUGGCGCAAAAUUUAUCAUUUUUGCAAACGGCGCCGUACGUCAAUCCUAUUUAACAAUUGGGAACUAGACAGUAUCUAGUAAAAAAGUUAAAUUUGUGCCACUUUGCAUAACUACAAGAGAUAUCCAAUUUUGCUGAUAUUUAUAACUGGUGGUAAACCGCAAGCAAUGCAGUAAAAAAUUAAGUUUCUUGAGGUUCCUGAUUCACGAAGCUAAUUUUCCCUUUGAGAUAAAGUACUUGUUUCACGGUCUCUAGUAUAGACAUAUUCAUAAUAUAUUCAUUCUUACAUGUAACAAAAUCUUCAGAAAGAGCUUAGCUUUCUCUUUA